This is a messenger RNA of Pantherophis guttatus, 5038 nucleotides long. The record is from RefSeq and is a predicted model, not a curated record. NCBI's taxonomy places the organism in Eukaryota, Metazoa, Chordata, Lepidosauria, Squamata, Colubridae.
CUCCUCCUUCUCCUUCGCCGCCGCCGCCGCCGCCGCUGUGCGGGGAAAGGAAGCCGGGAUGGAGGACGAGGAGCUGGAUUUGGCCGACGAGCUGGAAGCCGCCUUGCAGCUGGCUCCGGAGGUGCAGCUGGCCAUCGAGCAGGUAUUUCCCAGCCAAGAUCCGCUGGACAGGGCCGAUUUUAAUGCAGUGGAAUACAUCAAUACUCUUUUUCCAACCGAGCAAUCUUUGGCCAACAUUGAUGACGUAGUGAACAAAAUCAGAUUGAAAAUAAGACGAUUGGAUGAUAAUAUUCGGACAGUGGUGAGAGCUCAGACCAACGUGGGGCAAGAUGGCCGUGAGGCUCUUGAGGAGGCCCAAAAAGCCAUCCAGCAGCUCUUUGGCAAGAUUAAAGACAUUAAGGAUAAAGCAGAAAAAUCAGAGCAGAUGGUUAAAGAGAUCACCCGGGACAUCAAGCAGCUGGACCACGCCAAACGCCACCUGACCACCUCCAUCACAACGCUGAAUCACCUCCACAUGUUAGCCGGGGGAGUGGAUUCCCUGGAGGCUAUGACCAGGAGAAGGCAGUAUGGAGAGCUUGCUAACCUUCUACAAGGUGUUGUCAACGUGCUGGAACAUUUCAACAAAUAUAUGGGGAUCCCGCAGAUCCGUCAGCUUUCCGAAAGGGUAAAAGCAGCCCAGAACGAGCUGGGACAACAGAUCUUGGCUGAUUUUGAAGAGGCCUUUCCUUCCCAAGGCACAAAGAGAUCAGCUGGUCCCAGCAACGUUCUCCGUGAUGCCUGUUUGGUCGCCAACGUCUUAGAUCCCCGGAUCAAGCAGGAAAUCAUCAAGAAGUUUAUUAAGCAGCACCUCUCGGAGUAUCUGGUGCUUUUUCAGGAAAACCAAGACGUGGCUUGGCUAGACAAGAUCGACCGCCGUUACGCCUGGAUCAAACGUCAGCUGGUAGACUACGAGGAAAAAUACGGCCGGAUGUUCCCAGGAGAGUGGUGCAUGACGGAACGGAUCGCGGUGGAUUUCUGUCAUAUUACAAGGACAGAGCUGGGGAAAAUCAUGCGCACCCGGGCAAGAGAGAUCGAAGUCAAGCUUCUGCUUUUCGCCAUCCAAAGGACUACCAACUUCGAAGGACUGCUGGCCAAACGCUUCUCGGGCUCCACGUUGUCAGAGACCGUGACGAAAAAGCCGGAUCCUCCCCCAGUCUCCACCAACCCUUUUCUCGAGGAAGAAUCUGUGAUGGAUGAGGAUGAAAGUCCAUCAGAAAAGAUCGACAUUGACAAGCCACAAAAGCCCAAAAUUCCAAAUAAUCCGUUCCAUGGAAUUGUUUCUAAGUGCUUUGAACCCCAUCUGUAUGUCUACAUUGAAUCUCAGGACAGAAACCUCGGAGAGCUCAUUGACCGCUUCGUGGGGGACUUCAAAGCCCAGGGACCCCCCAAGCCGAACAUGGAUGAGGGCGGGGCCGUUCUGCCCAGCUGUGCCGACCUCUUUGUCUAUUACAAGAAGUGCAUGGUCCAAUGCUCGCAGCUCAGCACCGGGGAGCCCAUGAUCGCCUUAACUACCAUAUUCCAGAAAUAUCUGCGGGAAUACGCCUUGAAGAUCCUCUCCGGAAAUUUACCCAAGACCACGAACACCAGCGGCGGCGGCCUGACUAUUACCAGCUUGCUAAAAGAGAAGGACGGUUCGGAGGUGGCCAAAUUCACCUUAGAGGAGCUUUGCCUGAUCUGUAGCAUUCUGAGCACGGCCGAAUAUUGUUUGGCGACCACCCAGCAGCUUGAAGAAAAGCUCAAGGAGAAAGUGGACGAUAGCUUGGUUGAAAGAAUCACCCUGAUGGGAGAGAUGGAUACCUUCAGCACAGUGAUUUCCAGCAGCAUCCAGCUUCUGGUACAGGAUUUGGACGGCGCUUGUGAUCCAGCCCUCACCGCCAUGAGCAAAAUGCAGUGGCAAAACGUGGAGCACGUGGGAGAUCAGAGCCCUUACGUGACGUCGGUCAUCUUGCACAUUAAGCAGAACGUCCCCAUCAUCCGGGACAACUUGGCCUCCACCCGGAAGUAUUUCACCCAGUUCUGCAUCAAGUUUGCCAACUGUUUCAUCCCCAAGUUCAUUAACCACCUUUUCAAGUGCAAGCCGAUCAGCAUGGUGGGGGCCGAACAGCUGCUGCUGGACACUCACUCCCUGAAAAUGGUCCUGCUCGACCUGCCGUCCAUCGGCUCGCAGGUGGUGAGGAAGGCGCCCGCCAGCUACACGAAGAUCGUGGUCAAGGGCAUGACGCGGGCCGAGAUGAUCCUGCAGGUCGUGAUGGCGCCUCAUGAGCCCGCUGUGGUCUUUGUGGACAACUACAUCAAACUCCUCUCCGACUGCACCACUGACACGUUCCAGAAGAUUCUGGAGAUGAAGGGUCUCAAGCGAAGCGAGCAAAGUAGCAUGUUGGACUUAUUCCGUCAGAGGCUCCCGGCUCUUCCCUCGGGCGCCGAAAGCGGUGGCUGUGUCUCCCUGGUGGCCCCCACGCCCGAGCAGGAAUCUUCCCGUAUCCGCAAACUGGAAAAACUGAUCAAGAAGAGACUCUAGCUGCUCCCUAGCCCAUCUUCUUCUUCUUCUUCUUCUCCAGCUGCUGAAGGCAUCGCGGUCCAAACUUAAAUCGUUGGUUGCAGGUUGUACCCCUACCCCAUCGAGGGCCUUCCGGAUAGCAGAAAUCAGCCACCAGCUGUCUCCGGCAUCCCGGCUUCCCCCGUAGUCUGUCUGGCUGGUCUCCCCGAUGAAGUCAAGUACGCCCCAAAUCGCAGGACGGUCCUAAUCUUUGGCAGGAAGUUGAUAAUUUUCCAAGGUCUUAUCUCAAGAUAUGAGAUCCCUGAUAUUUUUGCAAGGGUUAAUUUUAUAUUUUAAGAGGUAACCUUGUAGGAUGGUUGAUCUGUGUCUCUGGGCGUGUUGGAAUCUCCUUUUUGCAAUGUUCCGAAUGCAAAAAAAAAAAAAAAAUCCCCCAGGAACAGAGGGUUCUCCUUCUUCGUAGACCCCCUCGCUCCUUCCUCUUUCCGUGGGUGUUUUUUUUUCUCCGAGCUGUUUUCCGGCGUAACUCUGUGACGGGUUUUUUUCUGCUUCGUUACCUAAAAGCAUUGUUUCCCAACCUCAGCAACUUUCAACUAGGUGGACUUCCAACUCCCAGAAUUCUGAGAGUUGGAAGUCCACACUGUUUAAAAUUGUCAAGAUUGUGGGGUGGGGGGAAAGGACCUAGACAGUCUUUACGUAGCUCAGAACAAAACUCAUUGGGACUCAGUCUGUUUCAGAAAGUGUCAAUUCCAGAAGAAAUUUCAGUCAAUUUCAAAAUCAAUUCCGGGAAAUUUCAUAGUCAAUUUCAGGACAAAAAAAAAAAAAGCUGCAAAAUUCAAUUUACGUUUCAUUCCUCAGCCCCCCACUCGAUAAACCCACUUGACAAAUUAAUAAUUCCUUAUUGGGUUCCUUCUACCCCUAUCUCCCCACCAUUGGUGGGGCAAUCCUUUAAACACCCCACCAUCACCCCCAAAUCUCCCAUUUUUCUGCAAUUCGGAGAGCAGAAACUAAACUUCUUGUCUCUUUUCCCACCGGCUCACUUGACCCGAGCCAAAAUCUCUGCCGAGAUUCAUCCGGAUCUCACCUACCUUGGAUCCGGUCCAAACAAUAAAAACCUCCCUUUCCUCCAGCCACAUUUUAUUAGCUACCUGGUUUUUGCCAGGAUGAAAACAUUCCGGAUUUGCACCCAGCUUUUGGAUCUUUCCGUGCUCUUUGCGUGUGUGUCUCUGUGUGCUUUUCAAAACUGCCUGCUGUUAUGUGUGUAUGUGUUUUUUUUUCUUUUUAAUUUUUGCUUCCUCUGCCCUUCAUUUGUCCUGAGCGGAACAAAGUGGUUGUUUUUUUGUUUUUUGUUUUGUUCCUGAAUUCCUGGAUCUUUUUUUUUUUUAAAGAUAACUUUUUUUUUCCUUCCUGAGAAUUUCUGGGAUCUGGAACCACCCCAGAUUUCUCAUUUUUCCUUUUCUGCUUUCCAGAGACAAAAGCUUCGGGAAGCAUUCGAGACCUUGCACUCCAAAUUUUUAGCCAGGGUAUCAUCACUCCAUGCUAGGGGAAACCCCCCCCCACUCUCCCCCUCCCCCCCACAAAUUUCACUCCCUACAAAAUCGGGGCAUUCAUUAAAAACAGGAAACCUCCCAAGAGGGGGGGGGCGCGGAGAGAGAGGUUCAUUUUCCUUCCCCAAAAUUCUUGCAGCUGCUGGAGUUUGCGUGUGUGUGUUUUUUUUUUGAAAACAGCGAGGGGUUUUCUUCCUUAAGGGGCCUUCGGAGGUGGAUCCCGUUUGCAAAUUCUGGGGGUUUGAGGGAGGCCGCAGACAGCCAGUUGCUGACCUCCCUCCCCCCCACCCCCAUGCAUGCACCCUCAAAGCCAAAGGCCCUUGACGUCCCCAGGAAGUGGGGCAGGGUGCCUUGCCCUUGGCCGUUGGGUUGGGUUGCCAUUCAGGGUGAGCAAUGUUUGCCCAAGGUUGGCUUGCGAAAGGAAAAAAAAUCUAAUCGAGGAAGGUGUAAACGGGACCUGCCUGGUUUUUAUGGAGAGCAGGGCAAGAGGGGCCUCCCAAGAGAUCAUCCGGCCUGCUGGCAUCUGGGCCUUCCCCUCCCUCCCUCCCUCCCUCCCCCCCUCCUCUCCUUCUGCCAUCCGAUUGCAGGAGGGUUGAACAAACAGGAAGGAGGGGCAGCUCUCUUGAGAAACCUCCUGCCUUGUAAAUAGUAAUGUCUUCUCCUUUCCUUCCCUCCCUUUUUCUUUCUUUCUUUUGUUUGUUCUUUCUCUUCUCCCUUCCUUUCCUUCCCUCUUUCUUUUCUUCUUUCUUCCUCCUUUCCUUCCCUCAUUCUUUAUUUCUUUGUUCCUUUCUCCCUAUUUUUCCACCAUUCUUCCAUCCCUCCCCUUUUCUUUCUUUCUUCCUUCCUUUCUUUUUCUCUCCCUAUUUUUCCAUCCAUCCUUCCAUCCCCCUCCUUCCUUCCUUCCUUUUUUCUUUCUUUCUCUUUCUUUCUCUUCUCUCUCCCCAUUUUUCCAUCCCUC